AUGGUCGGCUCAAAAGACCUCCCGCCUUCCCACGCCAUUUACCCCGUCAUCUUCUUCAGAAACCAAUUCCUCACAAAAGCCCAAACACUACCCAAGGGGACCGACCUUUCCGAAAAAGUGGCCAUCAUCACAGGCGCGAACACCGGCCUGGGCUUCGAAGCCGCCUCUCAACUCCUCUCCUACAAACUCAGCCACCUGAUCAUUGCCGUCCGGUCUGCCGCCCGAGGAGAUGCAGCAGCCAAAAAGCUCCGGACGCGGCACCCUCAGGCGAACAUCGAGGUGUGGAUCGUCGACAUGGCAUCCUACGAAUCCAUCCAAACCUUUACCCGACGCGUGGAAACCGAUCUGGCCCGACUUGACAUUGUCAUUCUCAAUGCCGGCCUGAACAAUCCUCAAUUCAGGACGAACCCCAGCACAGGCCACGAGGAGAUCAUCCAGAUCAACUACAUCUCGACGAUGCUGUUGGCUGUCCUCUUGCUGCCGUCGCUCAAGAGCAAAUCUCCGCGGGGGACACCAGGCCGACUGACCAUCGUCAACGCGGCGCUCUCUCUGAACUCGAAGCUUCCCACCCUCAAGGAAAGACCGUUCUUGCAGUCCUUGGAUGAUCCCAAGCGCUUUGCCUUCCCCGCUCAGUACUGCAUUUCCAAGACGCUGGCCCAUAUGUUCCUUUGGAAGCUCAUCGACCAUGUCAAUGCAGACGAUGUCAUUGUGAAUCUGGCAGAUCCCGCUUUUGUCAAAACGGAUCUUGCCCGCGGGCUCUCCGGAGGAGCCAAGAUCGGGUAUCAUGUCUUUGGGGCGUUAUGUGGAAGGAGUAUCGCAAUGGGCGCGUCGACGUUUCUGGACGCCGCCGUGGCCAAGGGAAAAGAGUCUCAUGGCGCUUUCAUCAUGAAUUACAAGAUCCAUCCGUUCAACCCGGUACUGUACACACCGGAGGGGAAGGACGCUAUUGAAGCACUCUGGCGAGAGACACUCGAUGAGCUUGCAUUUGCCAAUGUCGGUGGAAUUCUGCAAUCAUUGACUCGAUUCAGGACGCUGGACCGGUGA
Capronia coronata CBS 617.96 is the source of this 1044-nucleotide messenger RNA. RefSeq lists its product as uncharacterized. Lineage: Eukaryota; Fungi; Ascomycota; Eurotiomycetes; Chaetothyriales; Herpotrichiellaceae. The coding region runs from base 1 to 1044 and encodes 347 amino acids. The transcript is spliced from 2 exons. The record is from RefSeq and is a predicted model, not a curated record.